CAUCUUCCUAGAGCCCCGACAAAUCCAGAAACGGCCCUGCUUUUCCUCCUUAUUUUCCUCCAAUGUGUUGCUAAUGAUGUAAUUUCUCAUAGUCCUGGACCCAGGAUCCCCCAGCAGGCGGACUGCAGGCUGGUUUCUAGGUUUUAGAGAACAGGCUCCGCCUCUCCACCCAGCUUGUCCAGCAGCAGCGGCGGCGGCAGCGGCGGCUCAGUGCGCCGGGGAGCGUCAGGCAGCAGGACACGCCGCGGACGGGAGCGGACCCGCCGGAUCAUAAAACACCAUCCCUCCUCGCCUUCAAGGGGAAAACACCCCCGCACAUCUCCGAGCGAUCCGGUGGAAACAUCGGAACAAACUCCGGGUUGGAUCCGUAGCCAGUGGCGGGCAGGAGGGAUGCUGCUCCAGCCCGACACGGUGCACCGCGCAGUCCGCCUCAGAGGCUGGUGAUGCCCGCCGCGGUGCGGGGAUCCCCACCCAGCUGCAGCGGCAGCAGGUCGGAACAACAGGGCGUCGGGGAGAUGAUGGUGGUUCGGCCGGGAUCAUGGCUAACGGAACCGGUUCUAUCAUGCUGAAAUGCGUCGUGGUUGGAGACGGCGCAGUGGGUAAAACGUGUCUCCUGAUGAGCUAUGCCAACGACGCCUUUCCAGAGGAGUAUGUGCCCACGGUGUUUGAUCAUUAUGCAGUGAGCGUCAACGUUGGAGGGAAGCAGUACUUGUUGGGACUGUAUGACACAGCUGGUCAGGAGGACUAUGACCGCCUGAGGCCCUUGUCCUAUCCGAUGACGGAUGUCUUCCUCAUCUGCUACUCCGUUGUCAACCCGGCCAGUUUCCAAAAUGUGCGUGAGGAAUGGGUGCCGGAGCUGCAGGAGUACGCACCCAGCGUUCCUUACCUGCUGAUUGGCACCCAGAUUGACCUUCGUGAUGACCCCAAGACGAUUGCAAAACUGAACGACAUGAAGGAGAAGCCAAUCGCUACGGAGCAGGGACAGAAACUGGCCAAGGAGAUCGGGGCGUGUUGCUACGUGGAGUGCUCGGCGCUGACCCAGAAGGGCCUGAAGACGGUGUUCGACGAGGCCAUCAUCGCCAUUCUGGCUCCCAAGAGGAAGAAGGGAUCCAUGAAGAGAAGACUGGGACCCCGCUGCAUCAACUGCUGCUUGAUCACGUGAUGUGGCGGCUCCUCUGGAUUCUUCUAGUGAAAGACCACAAACCAAACAUGGACUGACGGCAAAAGAUGGAUAAAAUGCAGACAAAAACCAGGAGGAUUGAGGGACAAAACAAGAGCUAGCACUGAGACUCUUGAAAUACCAGAAGCCUCUCCUGAACUGAGAAUGCCGUUUUUACCAAAGGAGCUCAAAACCCAUCAUUCUCUUCUUCUACAAGACUUUUGCCUCAAAAGUACCUUCUUUUAUAACCAUUUUAAUAAUUUUUUGUUUGUUUCUGUCGCUGUAUGCCAUCACAGGAAAGACAAAAUGACAUUUCAGCUUUAAGAUGAAUGCUUAAUUCAUAAAUAUCUCUAUUGUUUUUGGAAAUAACUUUUAAGUUUAUCUCCAAAAUGAUGGAAGAGAAUAAGUUUUUAGCUUUGACAUUUUGUCACGGGAGACUUAGUUUUACAUUUUUAAUUUCAAAUCUUUAAAUUCGGACGAAUUGUGGACCUACAGCUAUGUUAUUUUUAAGGUUGUUUUGUAGUGUGGCAUGCCAAAAUACUCCGAGAUAGAACGAAACUGAGGAGUUCACAAGAAAAUGAAAAUGUUUAUUAUCCAUUUUUAGAAACUAUAUUAUGUAGAGUUUAUAAGAUUGUAUCACUAAAUCAAAUAUCAUCGAGAUCAUAUUUUAUCAGCUGAUAAAUAACUUUUUGUUAUCAUGCAGUAAUUUGCUAUGUUUUUAUCAAUUUAAAGAGAGAAAUUGUAGACUAACUCAUAUAUUUCCCAAAGAAUGCACACCUUUCAUUAAAGGGCAUAUAUCAUCAUUUUUUCAUAUUUUUUUAAAUAUUUUUUAAACAUUUUACAUACUUCUUCAUCAAGAAUUGUGUUUAGAAGCAUAAAAUAAAGGUGAGCAUAUUAUAGUUGGGAGCUCAAGUUUGAAUUCAACAAAUUAAGAUUUAUCAGCCGAUUUAUCCAGUCAGGAGAAGAAAUUUAGAGAAACUGUAACUUGAGUACUUAGCAAACCAGCACCCUACAAACGGAUUUAAAGGUGAUCUGUCCCAAGCCGAGUCUGCCUGUAAUUUAAUCCUGUUUCAAAUUUCUGCUUGUGCCAAUAACUCGGCAUCCAGAAAGCCAUAAUUUCUGCUCUGGUUCAGACCCGUGUUGUUAUUGUUCACAGGCAAGCAUAAGUACGAUUCUCCCAACAGCUAUGUGAGACCUGGUUAAGGAAAGUCUCACUUUUCUCCAUAUAAUCACUCUGUCAGAAUGUUACUCUGAGGUCUCUCAUGCCACUCAGACUCUAUAGACCUUUCUGUAGUUAAGUUUUCCUACAACACUGUAUUUUUUUUGUCCUAAAAUGUCACUUCAAGCUAAUGCUAAUCAAGGUAGAAAUGGUAAAAUACUGACAUAUAAUCAGACUACGGCUAUAAUGAGACAUUCUUUUCCAUUUGGCUCAGACAAAAAUAAAUAAAAAAACAAUUGCUAAUGGCUACAAAGCUAAUUCUGCCUCUAAAUAUCCAGAAAGAUUGUUUAUAGAAAAAGAAAUCUGAGAUUUACACAGUCUAUAGGAGGUUUUGAAUUACAACAGAGUAUUAGGGCCAUACUCAAAAAAAAAAA
Molecule: messenger RNA, 2752 nt
Organism: Poecilia latipinna (sailfin molly)
Lineage: Eukaryota; Metazoa; Chordata; Actinopteri; Cyprinodontiformes; Poeciliidae
Product: rho-related GTP-binding protein RhoQ
Exons: 5
Coding region: 539-1162 (207 amino acids)
Biological process (GO): small GTPase-mediated signal transduction
Molecular function (GO): GTPase activity; GTP binding
Source: RefSeq, a predicted model, not a curated record